ACAGUGACCACGACAUCGCUCCUCCAGGUGCAGUUGUGACCUCGACGGCUUUUCUGCCUGAUCUGACCUUGGAACAAACGUUCUCCCUUGCUCUUUUCCGCACGACAGCUUCCGUUAUAACGCAAUGCGAAACGCUAAACUUCUUCGUAAAAAAUACACUGUUGCAGAAAACAACUACUAGCACACUUUUUCGACGACUACGUUGCCCCAAGCCACUCUUUCCAUCAUUUCGACCGCAUAUGUGGGCCCUACAGUUACAGAGGUAUGUCAUUUACCCCUUUCGUCCUUGUAAAUAAACAGUGCAGAUAAGCGAAGCAAACAAGCUUGCUCUUUGGCUUUGAGAAGGGCGAUUAGAGCGGAUGUAUGAGAGUUGGGUGUUCGGCCACUGCUACUGGCUUCCUCCAUGCCUGCCUCCUCGGCCUCACUUCUAGCUGCUACAACCUCUUCUCUGUUCAUGCCUUAUCUUUUGAACAUUCGAAAUCAGGAUUUCGCAAAGAUCGGACUUGCAAGCACUCAGGUAUUUCCACCGUCUUGGCUUUGACUACACGCACGAUCUUUGCAACACAGAUGUCCGUAAUUACCAGUAUCAUCGCAGCGACGACUUCCGUUGUGUUGCAGCUCACGACGAUCUACUCCACUAGUUUGGUCCCAACAACCUUCACCUUGACCAGCACGGCAUUUAGCGUUCUCGACCGAGGUCUCACAACGACCAUCUUCACCGGACGAACUGUCACAAGUACUGUGACAGCAAAUCUGCUGAAUCUACCGAUCCGUGCGGAGCCUACGCAAACCUUGCCAACGGAGGUAAAAGCUUGACAGGCUGAGCCGACACCUGCCCAACCUUCACGUGCGAAAAAGUACUGGCACCUUUUGUACACCGGUAGUCCUUCGCGCAAGAGAAAAGGAGAAUAGCAGGGAGAGUAUUGAGUUGUACAUACUGCGACGAUGCCUGGGUAAAGACCAUCCAGGUCUGGUAAAAAUAUGGCCUUUUUUCAUAGAGGCAAGGAAGUAUGUCUCGUG
Macroventuria anomochaeta is the source of this 1020-nucleotide messenger RNA. RefSeq lists its product as uncharacterized. The transcript has a single exon. The coding region runs from base 364 to 816 and encodes 150 amino acids. NCBI's taxonomy places the organism in Eukaryota, Fungi, Ascomycota, Dothideomycetes, Pleosporales, Didymellaceae. The record is from RefSeq and is a predicted model, not a curated record.